AUGCAGAUCAACUUGGCCACUCUUCUCCUCUUCCUUGCUGCUGGAUUCAGCGCAGUCGAGGCUAACAAAUGCCUCUACACCGAGCCUCGCAAGUGUUCUCAGGGUUGUCCCAAUGGAGGUUGUACUGGUAAAGAUAAUAACCCCGAUGACGUAUAUAAAUCACCUUUUGUCGCCUUGCGCUAA
This is a messenger RNA of Fusarium proliferatum ET1, 183 nucleotides long. RefSeq lists its product as uncharacterized. NCBI's taxonomy places the organism in Eukaryota, Fungi, Ascomycota, Sordariomycetes, Hypocreales, Nectriaceae. The record is from RefSeq and is a predicted model, not a curated record. The transcript has 2 exons. Bases 1 to 183 code for a protein of 60 amino acids.